Acomys russatus (golden spiny mouse) is the source of this 5531-nucleotide messenger RNA. It is a transcript of the gene Gpr158, whose product is annotated as G protein-coupled receptor 158. The coding region runs from base 965 to 4582 and encodes 1205 amino acids. The transcript has 11 exons. Gene Ontology annotation, biological process: G protein-coupled receptor signaling pathway. NCBI's taxonomy places the organism in Eukaryota, Metazoa, Chordata, Mammalia, Rodentia, Muridae. The record is from RefSeq and is a predicted model, not a curated record. Gene Ontology annotation, cellular component: membrane. Gene Ontology annotation, molecular function: G protein-coupled receptor activity.
UUCGCUCUCAGCCACCAAAAGCGCCGCUUCUCCCCUCCUUCUCGCCCACUCCUCGCCACCCCUGCAGGUUUCCGAGUCAUCAGGGAACACGAGUGGGUGAAAGCACCCGCGCCACCGCCUCCUCCUCCGCCUCCUCAGUGCGCUUCGGGUUCAGCACUGGACAGCUCCCGCCCCAGCCAACAAAUGGCAGUCAGCUGAUUGACAGAGGCGCCGACCAAACAGGGCACAAGACGACUUGAAACCGCCCUACAAGGGUUUGGUUGCGGCCAAGCUGUCUCUUUAAACUGGUUUCAUCCGAGAGCAGGGAGAGGCAGCGGUGUGGUUUGUGGCGAAACCUAAAGGCUCCACUUAACCAGCUGCCUGACUGUCUAUACUCCAGAGACACGAACAUCUAAAGAAAACCUUGGCUCCUUGGGACUCGCCGCUGCACUCGCGGCGUGGGUCUGUGUGCGCGCUUCCAUCUCGGGGAGAAGGGGGUCGAGGAGGGGCCAGAGCUGGGAGGCGGGAACGACCUGCCAAGGGUGAGAUGAUGGAGCAGAGUCUUUGGCGGCCGCGGUGGCAGCAUCAGCAUCAGCGGCAUCAGCAGCAUCAGGAUCAGCUCUUGAGCACACCUCAAUGAGAGCGGCGGUGGAAGCGGCUGAGCAGAAAGACGUAAGCGGGCUAACUAUAGCUGCCGGGGAUGUAACCUGUUUGGCUCAAGGCUGCGAGGUGCGUAAUCCCGAGCCGACCCAUUGUGGAGCGGGGCGCAGCCAGCAUUGCCACAGGUGAUUUGGUCUGUGACAGCAGCUGAGCCAGCUGGGCCAAUUUCAAAACAUUCUUAUUUUAAAGUCCAUCUGGACUGGGCGCCACCUGGAGAAGGAGGAAGGCACCCCCCCUCUCAAAAAAAGUCUUACUGGUGAUAAAUCAAGGACCAAAUUUUACAGAGUGACUCCUUCAGUUACCUCCUCUCUUCUGUGCUAGACAGAUGGGAGUCAUGGCUUACUCUCUACUCCUUUGCCUCCUGCUCGCUCAUCUGGGAUUGGGAACUGUUGGCGCCAGCCUCGACCCUCCUGGACGGCCUGAUUUCCCUCGAGAGAGGACCCUGAGGGGGAAGCAGCAUGGUCAGCAGCUGGCGCGAGCCUCUGCCCCGGACCCCUCUACUUCCUGGAGCCGCUCCACCGACGGCACCAUCUUGGCACAGAAACUAGCCGAGGAGGUGCCCGUGGACGUGGUCUCUUACCUCUACACCGGGGACUUCCACCAGCUGAAGCGAGCCAACUGCUCCGGCCGCUACGAGUUGGCGGGCCUGCCGGGGAAGUCACCGGCCCUAGCCAGUUCUCAUCCCUCCUUGCACGGGGCGCUGGACACUCUGACACAUGCCACCAACUUCCUCAACAUGAUGCUGCAGAGCAAUAAGUCUCGGGAACAGACCGUGCAGGAUGACCUGCAGUGGUACCAGGCUCUGGUGCGAAGUCUUCUUGAGGGUGAGCCCAGCAUCUCCCGGGCGGCGAUCACCUUCAGCACCGAGUCGCUGUCCACGCCUGCCCCGCAGGUCUUCCUCCAGGCCACCCGCGAGGAGAGUAGCAUCCUGCUCCAGGAUCUGUCCUCCUCCGCUCACCACCUGGCCAACGCUACUCUGGAGACCGAGUGGUUCCAUGGGCUUCGGCGAAAGUGGAGGCCCCACUUGCACCGCCGCGGCUCCAACCACGGGCCACGGGGCCUGGGACACAGCUGGCGGCGCAGGGAAGGGCUCGGAGGGGACAGAAGCCACAUCAAGUGGUCUCCACCUUAUCUGGAGUGCGAGAAUGGGAGUUACAAGCCAGGCUGGCUGGUCACUCUCUCUGCUGCCUUUUAUGGGCUCCAGCCUAACCUGGUCCCGGAAUUCAGGGGUGUGAUGAAAGUUGAUAUAAAUCUUCAGAAAGUGGACAUUGACCAAUGCUCGAGUGAUGGCUGGUUUUCAGGGACUCACAGAUGCCACUUGAACAACUCAGAGUGUAUGCCAAUCAAAGGCCUAGGAUUCGUGCUUGGAGCCUAUCAGUGCAUUUGCAAAGCAGGAUUCUAUCAUCCCCGUGUCUUCUCAGUCAACAACUUUCAGAGAAGGGGUCCAGAUCACCAUUUUUCAGGAAGCACAAAGGAUGUGUCAGAAGAAGCCCACGUCUGCUUGCCCUGCAGGGAAGGCUGCCCCUUCUGUGCUGAUGACCGCCCAUGCUCUGUCCAGGAGGACCAGUACCUGCGACUUGCUAUCAUCUCCUUCCAAGCUCUGUGUAUGCUGUUGGACUUCGUCAGCAUGCUGGUGGUCUACCACUUUCGCAAAGCAAAGAGCAUCAGGGCUUCUGGCCUCAUCCUGUUGGAAACAAUACUCUUUGGGUCUCUGCUCCUGUACUUUCCGGUUGUUAUUCUAUACUUUGAGCCAAGUGCAUUCCGUUGUAUUCUCCUAAGAUGGGUCCGUCUUCUUGGGUUCGCUACUGUUUAUGGAACUGUGACCCUCAAGCUUCACAGGGUUUUGAAGGUGUUCCUUUCACGAACAGCACAAAGAAUCCCAUACAUGACUGGUGGCCGGGUCAUGAGGAUGCUAGCAGUCAUACUGUUGGUAGUGUUUUGGUUUCUCGUUGGCUGGACUGCUUCUAUGUGCCAGAACUUGGAGAGGGACAUUUCGCUUGUUGGCCAAGGGCAAACAUCUGAUCACCUCACCUUCAACAUGUGCCUCAUUGACCGCUGGGAUUACAUGACAGCAGUUGCUGAAUUUUUAUUCCUUCUGUGGGGCGUUUAUCUCUGCUAUGCAGUGCGGACAGUCCCUUCAGCAUUCCACGAGCCACGCUACAUGGCUGUCGCAGUUCACAAUGAGCUCAUUAUCACAGCUAUAUUCCAUACAAUUAGGUUUGUGCUCGCCUCGCGACUUCAGCCCGACUGGAUGCUGAUGCUGCACUUUGCACACACUCACUUGACUGUGACUGUCACCAUUGGGCUGCUUUUGAUUCCAAAGUUUUCACAUUCAAGCAAUAAUCCCCGUGACGACAUUGCUACGGAGGCAUAUGAAGAUGAGCUGGACAUGGGUCGUUCUGGAUCCUACCUGAACAGCAGCAUCAAUUCAGCCUGGAGUGAGCACAGCCUGGAUCCAGAGGACAUUAGGGAUGAGUUGAAAAAACUCUAUGCCCAGUUAGAAGUAUACAAACGCAAGAAGAUGAUCACGAACAACCCUCACCUACAGAAAAAGCGGUGCUCCAAGAAGGGCUUAGGCCGGUCCAUUAUGAGGCGCAUCACUGAGAUCCCGGAGACAGUCAGCAGACAGUGCUCCAAAGAGGACAAGGAGGGCCCGGAGCACGGGGCGGCCAAGGGGACAGGCCUUGUCCGGAAGAACCCCACCGAGUCCUCAGGGAACGCGGGGAGACCCAAGGAAGAGUCCCUGAGAAACCGAGUCUUCUCCCUCAAGAAAUCCCACAGCACGUACGACCACGUGAGAGACCAAACAGAAGACUCCCACAGCCUGCCCACGGAGAGCCAGGAGGAGGAGGCCACGGAAAAUUCGACCUUGGAGUCACUGUCAAGUAAAAAACUGACACAGAAGCUGAAAGAAAACGGUGAGGCAGACUCCACAGAGUCAGUGCCUUUGGUGUGCAAGUCUGCCAGUGCUCACAACCUCAGCUCUGAGAAAAAGCCUGGGCACCCGCGCACGUCCGUGUUACAAAAGUCACUCAGUGUCAUUGCAAGUGCCAAGGAGAAGACACUCGGACUGGCUGGGAAAACCCAGACGUUAGGUACGGAAGACCGAGCUAAGUCCCAGAAACCUCUGCCAAAAGAUAGAGAGACAAACAGGAAGUACUCAAAUUCAGAUAGCACAGAGACUAAAGAUUCUGGCCUCCCAAACUCCAGUCACUUGGAGGAGCUAAGAAAGCCUCAGAAAUCUGGGAUUAUGAAACAGCAGAGGGUCAAUCUCCCCACUGCCAAUCCUGACCCGAGCCCCAGCACCACCCAGAUAAAGGACAAUUUUGACAUCGGAGAAGUGUGCCCUUGGGAGGUUUAUGACCUGACCUCUGGUCCUGUGCCUUCAGAACCAAAAGCUCAAAAACAUGUAUCAAUCGCAGCUUCUGAAGUAGACCAAAACCCAGCUUCGUCCUUGAAGGACAAGCCCCGUCACAAGUCUAAGGCAGCUGAAGGGCCUCACCAAGCCAAUCACAAGAGUGUAGACAAGACGGAGGUGUGCCCCUGGGAGAGCCACGGACAGUCGCUUUUGGAAGACGAUCCCCGUCUGAUUUCUCAGACUCCGAUUCUCCCAGGGAGAGCCAGAGAGGAGAACGGAAGUGAGGUCUACACAACCAAUAUGUGUGCUGGGCAAUAUGAGGAACUGCCCCCCAAAGCCGUAGCAUCAAAAGUAGAGACUGAAAAUCUCAACCAAAUGGGAGACCAGGAGAAACAGACAGCCUCUGUGAAUAUCAUUCCUGGCUCCUGUAACUCAAGUAGUAACUCCCAGCGACCAUUAACAUCACGCGCUGAAGUGUGUCCCUGGGAGUUUGAGACCCUAGAUCAACCAAAUGCUGAAAGAAGUGUAGCUUUAGCCGCCUCCUCUGCUUUAAGUGCAAAUAAGAUAGCAGGACCUCAGAAAUAGGAGGUCGGGGGACACUCUCAAAGGGUAGCGCCCGGAGAAGAAAAGGGGAAAUCCCGAGUUUGAUAGAAAAAAAAGUAUAGAUCUUGAAAAUCAAAAAUUACCAAGGGAUCUUUGUUAGCCUGGGGAAAUAUGCCACAUGGGGUGGUAAGGUGAAGGCAUGGGCAGGAGAAGGCUAGAGGGCAGUUGGGCAUCACCAGAGGGAAGUCUAACUCAGCCGUGAAAAGCCAUUUGCAGAGCAUCAUGGGGGGAAAGCUUGGCAUUUCCGCUUGUUUAAGGGGCAGUGUCCCCGUCAGCCUUUACCCAGGAGGUUAGAUGGUUCUAAGAAAGAUUAACCAGAAGGCACGGAAGAUGAAGGCAUGAAUUUUAAGAUGGGGAAAUCUUAGAUACGUGUGACUGUAAUUCUAAGUAACCGACUGAAAAGACCUACUUUACCCAUUUAACCUUGGUAGCACUGCUAACUUAACGCACCCCAGUACCUUUUAUAUAAACGAUUGCUCUCAUUUUCUUAAAAUGUAUGUUUCAGUACAUCGUUGUGUCUCAUACUCAAGCAUUCCAGAUUGUAUAAUUUUUGCAAAUAACUUUGAUAUCAUGUGACACAACACAUUUAUGCAAUCUGCAGCUACUCAAUUGUCAUUACAACCUACCGAAAACCUACUAUCAACUGUAGUUGAUUCUUGGGGUACAGUAAGCUUUCUCUGGCUUAGGAAGCCAUAACUGUUAUAAUGAAAACUUUCAGUUUGGGCUAUGGUUUUAUAAAGUGCAGUUGGAUUUCCCAUCAUGCUUUGUUGUAAUGUCCUACUUUUUUUUUUUAAUAUAAGUUGAGUUACUGAUUGCGCACUUCCUUCAGGGACUCUGAAGCUUUAUUAAUCUUGGAGAUCAAGUGGUCCCUGCCUAGUCGUAUGUCUCAGUUAGUUAAGGACAACUUUUCCAUUGUUUGUUGCAAGUCAGC